Messenger RNA from Anopheles maculipalpis, 1438 nucleotides. RefSeq names its product 26S proteasome non-ATPase regulatory subunit 12 (gene Rpn5). Gene Ontology annotation, cellular component: proteasome regulatory particle, lid subcomplex; nuclear proteasome complex; cytoplasm. The transcript is spliced from 2 exons. The record is from RefSeq and is a predicted model, not a curated record. Lineage: Eukaryota; Metazoa; Arthropoda; Insecta; Diptera; Culicidae. Bases 12 to 1409 code for a protein of 465 amino acids.
ACCUGCUCAACAUGGACCAAGCCAUGGACAUUAAUGCGUUCGAGGGCCGUAUCGUAAAGAUGGAGGUCGACUAUAGUGCGACCUGUGACGAAAAGAUUCCGCUCUGCAAAGAGAUGGCAAAGGACGAGAACAAGUUUAACGAGGCGCUUGAAAUAUUGCUUCAGCUCGAAAAGCAAACGCGCAUCGGUGCCGAUAUGGUGUCGAGCGCUCGCGUACUCAUUGCCAUCGUGCAGAUUUGCUUCGAGGCACGCAACUGGAACUAUCUGAACGAGUACGUCACGAUACUGGUCAAGCGCCGGUCACAGUCGAAGCAGGCGGUAGCAAAAAUGAUCCAGGAAUGUUGCACAUACGUGGACCAAACGCCCGACAAGGAAACGAAGUUAAAGCUGAUCGAUACGCUACGUACGGUUACGGAGGGUAAGAUUUACGUCGAGGUGGAACGUGCCCGGUUAACGAAGAUGCUAGCUGACAUUCGGGAGGCGGAUGGGGAUGUUACCGGUGCGGCCACUAUCAUGGAAGAGCUGCAGGUGGAAACGUACGGUACGAUGGAUAAGCGCGAAAAGGUGGAACUGAUCCUGGAACAGAUGCGGCUCUGUUUGGCCAAGCAGGACUUUGUCCGUACGCAGAUCAUCGCAAAGAAGAUUAACAUAAAGUUCUUCAACGAUGCCGAGCAGCAGGAUUUAAAGCUCAAAUACUACGAUCUGAUGAUACGGUUGGAUAAGGAUUCGUCGUUUAUCAAAACUUCGCGCCACUACCUGGCUGUGGUAGAUUCGGACAUGAUUGCACAGGAAACAGAACGGCGACAAAAGAUGAUGAUCUAUGCGGUGCUGUACUGCAUUCUUUCGCCGUACGAUAACGAGCAGGUGGAUAUGAUGCACAAUCUGUCCAAGAACAAGCUGCUCGAGGAGCUACCGGUGUACAAAGAGCUGCUGCGUUUGUUCAUGUGCAAAGAGCUGAUCAAUUUCGAUGCCCUCUGCACGGUGUACGGGGCCGAGCUGAACACUUUCGAUAUCUUCAACCAGGAAACGAGCCACGGCAAGAAGUGUUGGGCCGAGCUGAAGAAUCGUCUCAUCGAGCAUAAUGUGCGCAUCAUUUCGAACUAUUACACGCGCAUCAACUUGAAGCGUAUGGCCGAACUGUUGGAUCUGAGCGAAGCUGAAUGCGAAGAGUAUCUGUCGCGGAUGGUAAACGCUGGCACGCUCAAGGUGAAAACGGACCGACCGGCGGGGAUUAUUCAUUUUUCGCAGAAAAAAUCCGCCUCAGAAGUGUUGAACGAAUGGGCCUUUGGGCUGAACGAGCUGAUGAACCUGGUGAACAAAACCUGCCACCUGAUCAACAAGGAGGAGUGCAUCAACAACGUGAUGCCGAUGCCGGUGGCUGCAUCCGGUACACCGUCAGCAACGUCGUGAGCGUGCUAGAGACUGAUGAACGCAUUAUC